AUGGAACAUUUCCAGUUGGGUGAUGUCACAGACACUACUGACAGAGUUGUGCCAGACCAUGUUCGACAGGGCACUGAAGAGCAGAGAAGGACCUGGCUACAUGACUCUGUGGCUGAGGUUGCGGACAAAUUCCUGACCUUCUCAAACACUUUUGACCUGUCAGCUGCAGUGACUGAUGCUGCCCAACGCACUGGCAAGGAGAAGCUUCCUUGUCGUCAGCCUGGUUGCCCAAGAGUAUUCUGGAAUAGCAAGGGUGGCAAAGGCAAGAACAUACCCCUGGAUCUCCAUCUGGAACACCUGAACAACUUCCUUAAGUCGUUUUUGAGGAAUAAAGGCAGCAACCUGACAGAGGACACGGCUACCAGGAGCACGACCCUCGACCGCGACCCUCGACCACGACCCUCGACCCUCGACCACGACCCUCGACCACGACCCUCGACCACGGCCCUCGACCACGGCCCUCGACCACGACCCUCGACCACGACCCUCGACCACGACCCUCGACCCUCGACCACGACCCUCGACCACGACCCUCGACCACGGCCCUCGACCACGGCCCUCGACCACGACCCUCAACCACGACCCUCGACCACGGCCCUCGACCACGACCCUCGACCCUCGACCACGACCCUCGACCACGACCCUCGACCACGACCCUCGACCCUCGACCACGACCCUCGACCACGACCCUCGACCACGACCCUCGACCACGACCCUCGACCACGACCCUCGACCACGACCCUCGACCACGACCCUCGACCACGGCCCUCGACCACGACCCUCGACCACGACCCUCGACCCACGACCACGACCCUCGACCACGACCCUCGACCACGACCCUCGACCCUCGACCCUCGACCACGACCCUCGACCACGACCCUCGACCACGGCCCUCGACCACGACCCUCGACCACGGCCCUCGACCACGACCCUCGACCACGACCCUCGACCCUCGACCCUCGACCACGACCCUCGACCACGACCCUCGACCACGACCCUCGACCACGACCCUCGACCACGACCCUCGACCACGACCCUCGACCCUCGACCACGGCCCUCGACCACGACCCUCGACCACGACCCUCGACCACGGCCCUCGACCACGACCCUCGACCACGACCCUCGACCACGACCCUCGACCACGACCCUCGACCACGGCCCUCGACCACGGCCCUCGACCGCGCCCUCGACCACGGCCCUCGACCACGACCCUCGACCACGACCCUCGACCACGGCCCUCGACCACGACCCUCGACCCUCGACCACGACCCUCGACCACGACCCUCGACCCUCGACCACGGCCCUCGACCACGACCCUCGACCACGACCCUCGACCCUCGACCCUCGACCACGGCCCUUGACCACGACCCUCGACCGCGACCCUCGACCGCGGCCCUCGACCACGACCCUCGACCGCGGCCCUCGACCACGACCCUCGACCACGGCCCUCGACCACGACCCUCGACCACGGCCCUCGACCACGACCCUCGACCACGGCCCUCGACCACGGCCCUCGACCGCGGCCCUGACCGCGGCCCUCGACCACGACCCUCGACCACGACCCUCGACCACGACCCUCGACCACGGCCCUCGACCACGGCCCUCGACCACGACCCUCGACCACGACCCUCGACCACGACCCUCGACCACGACCCCUCGACCACGACCCUCGACCACGGCCCUCGACCACGACCCUCGACCACGACCCUCGACCACGACCCUCGACCCUCGACCCUCGACCACGACCCUCGACCACGACCCUCGACCACGACCCUCGACCACGACCCUCGACCACGACCCUCGACCACACGACCCUCGACCACGACCCUCGACCACGACCCUCGACCACGACCCUCGACCCUCGACCCUCGACCACGACCCUCGACCACGACCCUCGACCACGAUCCUCGACCACGACCCUCGACCCUCGACCACGACCCUCGACCACGACCCUCGACCCUCGACCCUCGACCACGACCCUCGACCACGACCCUCGACCACGACCCUCGACCGCGACCCUCGACCGCGACCCUCGACCACGACCCUCGACCACGGCCCUCGACCACGACCCUCGACCGCGACCCUCGACCACGGCCCGCGACCCUCGACCACGACCCUCGACCACGACCCUCGACCACGGCCCUCGACCACGACCCUCGACCCUCGACCACGACCCUCGACCCUCGACCGCGACCCUCGACCACGACCCUCGACCACGGCCCUCGACCACGACCCUCGACCGCGACCCUCGACCACGGCCCGCGACCCUCGACCACGGCCCUCGACCACGACCCUCGACCACGACCCUCGACCCUCGACCCUCGACCACGACCCUCGACCACGACCCUCGACCACGACCCUCGACCACGACCCUCGACCACGACCCUCGACCCUCGACCACGGCCCUCGACCACGACCCUCGACCACGACCCUCGACCACGGCCCUCGACCACGGCCCUCGACCACGGCCCUCGACCACGACCCUCGACCACGGCCCUCGACCACGACCCUCGACCACGACCCUCGACCCUCGACCCUCGACCACGACCCUCGACCACGACCCUCGACCACGGCCCUCGACCACGGCCCUCGACCACGACCCUCGACCGCAACCACGGCCCUCGACCACGGCCCUCGACCACGACCCUCAACCACGGCCCUCGACCACGGCCCUCGACCACGACCCUCGACCACGACCCUCGACCACGACCCUCGACCACGACCCUCGACCACGGCCCUCGACCACGACCCUCGACCACGGCCCUCGACCACGACCCUCGACCACGACCCUCGACCACGGCCCUCGACCACGACCCUCGACCCUCGACCACGACCCUCGACCCUCGACCACGACCCUCGACCACGACCCUCGACCACGGCCCUCGACCACGACCCUCGACCACGACCCUCGACCACGACCCUCGACCACGACCCUCGACCACGGCCCUCGACCACGACCCUCGACCGCAACCACGGCCCUCGACCACGACCCUCGACCGCGACCCUCGACCGCGACCCUCGACCACGACCCUCGACCACGGCCCUCGACCACGACCCUCGACCACGACCCUCGACCACGGCCCUCGACCACGACCCUCGACCACGGCCCUCGACCACGACCCUCGACCACGACCCUCGACCACGACCCUCGACCACGGCCCUCGACCACGACCCUCGACCACGGCCCUCGACCACGACCCUCGACCACGACCCUCGACCACGGCCCUCGACCCUCGACCACGGCCCUCGACCACGACCCUCGACCACGGCCCUCGACCACGACCCUCGACCGCAACCACGGCCCUCGACCACGGCCCUCGACCGCGACCCUCGACCACGGCCCUCGACCACGACCCUCGACCACGACCCUCGACCACGACCCUCGACCACGACCCUCGACCACGACCCUCGACCACGGCCCUCGACCACGACCCUCGACCACGGCCCUCGACCACGACCCUCGACCACGACCCUCGACCACGACCCUCGACCCUCGACCCACGACCCUCGACCACGGCCCUCGACCACGACCCUCGACCACGACCCUCGACCACGACCCUCGACCACGACCCUCGACCACGGCCCUCGACCCUGGCCCUCGACCACGACCCUCAACCACGACCCUCGACCACGACCCUCGACCACGACCCUCGACCACGACCCUCGACCACGGCCCUCGACCACGACCCUCGACCACGGCCCUCGACCACGACCCUCGACCACGACCCUCGACCACGGCCCUCGACCACGGCCCUCGACCACGACCCUCGACCACGGCCCUCGACCACGGCCCUCGACCACGACCCUCGACCACGGCCCUCGACCACGGCCCUCGACCGCGACCCUCGACCGCGACCCUCGACCGCGACCCUCGACCGCGACCCUCGACCACGGCCCUCGACCACGGCCCUCGACCGCGACCCUCGACCACGACCCUCGACCGCGGCCCUCGACCGCGACCCUCGACCGCGACCCUCGACCGCGACCCUCGACCGCGACCCUCGACCGCGACCCUCGACCGCGACCCUCGAGCGCGACCCUCGACCGCGACCCUCGACCGCGACCCUCGACCGCGACCCUCGACCGCGACCCUCGACCGCGACCCUCGACCGCGACCCUUGA
Knipowitschia caucasica is the source of this 4122-nucleotide messenger RNA. The record is from the annotation of a GenBank genome assembly. NCBI's taxonomy places the organism in Eukaryota, Metazoa, Chordata, Actinopteri, Gobiiformes, Gobiidae.